AUGACAGCUCUCCCACCUCCUAGCUCCACUUUGAGCCCGGAGGCACCCAUGGUGGAAGGGCUCUCUGCCCCUUACUAAUUGUGGUCAACGGUCAACAUCGAACCAAGAACAGGGUGAAGGCUCAUCCCCUGGCCAGGAUCGUGGGCUUCUGUGACCACAGAGCGAGACAGGAGCCCAGGGAGCCUCCAACCCAAGAGCCCAAGAACCGGGAAGCUGACAGCUGGACCACUGGCCUGGAAAUAGUCCAGCAUGAAGCUGUGACCAGAGCUAGGCUAGAGCUCCAGGGUUCGGAUCCCAGGAUGCUGAUCACCAGGGCCGAAGCGUGGAGGUGACGCGUGGACGCGCCCAGAUCAGCGGCACCCAGUCCCCGCCCCAAGCCGGGGCUCCCUCUCCAGCUCAUCGCGUCAUCUGGAGGGUGUGCCACGGAUCACAACGUGGACAACACCACAGAGAUGCUGCAAGAAUGGCUGGCCGCUGUGGGCCGAGACUAUGCGACCGUGGUGUGGAAGCCUGAGGAGGAGGCCAGGUCCUAUCCAGAUGAACAGGGUCCCAAGCACUGGACCAAAGAAAGGCAUCAGUUUUUGAUGGAGCUGAAGCAGGAAGCACUGACCUUUGCCAGGGGUUGGGGAGCGGACUACAUCUUGUUUGCAGACACAGACAACAUUCUUACCAACAACCAGACGCUUCGGCUUCUCAUAGAGCAGCGACUGCCAGUGGUGGCCCCGAUGCUGGAUUCUCAGACCUAUUAUUCCAACUUUUGGUGUGGGAUCACUCCACAGGGCUACUACCGCCGCACAGCUGAAUACUUCCCUACAAAGAACCGCCAGCGCCAGGGCUGCUUCCGGGUCCCGAUGGUCCACUCUACCUUCCUGGUGUCCUUGCAGACUGACAAAACAGCCCAGCUUGCCUUCUACCCACCUCAUCCCAACUACACUUGGCCUUUUGAUGACAUCAUUGUCUUCGCCUAUGCCUGCCAGGCUGCGGGGGUCUCAGUACAUGUGUGCAAUGACCAUCGCUACGGGUACAUGAAUGUGGCAGUGCAGUCCCACCAGGGGCUGGAGGAGGAGAAGGACAACUUCAUCCACCUGAUUUUGGAAGCACUAGUGGAUGGGCCCCCAAUGAUGGCCUCAGCUCAUGUGUCUCAGCACCCAAAGAAGCCCAACAAAAUGGGGUUUGAUGAAGUCUUCGUCAUCAGCCUGGCCCGUAGACCCCAGCGCCGGGCUCGAAUGCUGAGCUCUCUCUGGGAGAUGGAGAUCUCUGCUCAGGUGGUAGACGCUGUGGAUGGCAGGACACUCAACAGCAGUAUCCUUAAGCGCCUCGGUGUGGACCUGCUCCCUGGCUACCAGGACCCCUACUCAGGCCGCACACUGACCAAGGGUGAGGUGGGCUGUUUCCUCAGCCACUACUCCAUCUGGGAAGAGGUGGUUGCCAGGGGCCUGGCCCGGGUUGUGGUGUUUGAGGAUGACGUGCGCUUUGAGAACAACUUCCGGAAGCGACUGGAACGGCUGAUGGAGGAUGUGGUGGCUCAGAAGCUUUCGUGGGACUUGAUCUACCUUGGCCGGAAGCAGGUGAACCCGGAGGAGGAGGUGGCUGUGGAGGGUCUGCCUGGUCUGAUGGUGGCUGGCUACUCCUACUGGACGCUAGCAUACACCCUGAGUCUGGCAGGUGCUCGAAAACUGUUAGCCUCCCAGCCUCUGCACCGCAUGAUACCUGUGGAUGAGUUCCUGCCUAUCAUGUUUGAUCAGCACCCAAAUGACCAGUACAAAGCAUACUUCUGGCCUCGAGACCUCCAAGCCUUCUCUGCCAGGCCUCUGCUUGCCUCCCCCACCCACUAUGCGGGAGACGCUGAGUGGCUCAGUGACACGGAGACAUCGUCCCCCUGGGACGAUGACAGUGGCCGCCUUAUUAGCUGGACUGGCUCUCAAAAGACCCUUCGUGGCCCCCACCUGCAGCUGACUGGCAGCAGUGGGCAUAGUCUCCACCCUCACCCUAGGGAUGAGCUCUAGCCCACAAGGUCAAAGUAGGAACUCCAAAGGAGCAACAAGCAUUGACAGGAGCUACAGAGACAGCAGAAACCUGUCAUCUUGGGCUCAGCCAUUCUUUUACCCUCUGGACCCACUCCAGGUUGGGAGAACCACUCAGAGACAGAGUCCAUUCCCUGAAGGUCACAAAGUGAAAGGACCCAGAGACUCCACUCUGCAGAUUGAGAGCCCAGUAGGCUCAGGGACAGGGAGGCCUCGGCUUUUGGAUUUCAAGCUGGCCAGAUCUCAGAAUCCUGUCCUCUCUGAGGCCUCAGCUGCUGGGACUACUUUGCCUCCAUCUACCUCCACCUCAGCUCCCUCCCUGGCUCCACAUGGGGGCUCAUUAGCACCCUCUUCCUUUGCUGGUGGGAAGCGCAGGAAGGUGCUUGGCACACAGUAGACCUUCAAUAAAAGCCCUCUGCAUUAGCACUUUA
This is a messenger RNA of Psammomys obesus (fat sand rat), 2455 nucleotides long. It is a transcript of the gene Cercam, whose product is annotated as cerebral endothelial cell adhesion molecule. The transcript has 16 exons. Bases 453 to 2006 code for a protein of 517 amino acids. The record is from RefSeq and is a predicted model, not a curated record. Lineage: Eukaryota; Metazoa; Chordata; Mammalia; Rodentia; Muridae.